Argentina anserina (silverweed cinquefoil) is the source of this 4524-nucleotide messenger RNA. Its product is annotated as pathogenesis-related homeodomain protein. Bases 660 to 4271 code for a protein of 1203 amino acids. Gene Ontology annotation, biological process: regulation of DNA-templated transcription; chromatin organization. The transcript has 9 exons. NCBI's taxonomy places the organism in Eukaryota, Viridiplantae, Streptophyta, Magnoliopsida, Rosales, Rosaceae. The record is from RefSeq and is a predicted model, not a curated record. Gene Ontology annotation, cellular component: nucleus. Gene Ontology annotation, molecular function: DNA binding; chromatin binding.
GCCUCCCCCUACUUCUGCAUAUCGAGUUUAAAAGCCCUGGCUUUUGGAAGCAGCAAGUGAGAAGCUGAUUUACCAAACACUGCUCUGGGCUUUGCUUAUAAUCACUGGAGGCAAGCAGCCACACUCUCUAUGCAACGGUGGCCCAGAUUUAUAGAGGAGUGUGUUUAGUGCGAACCGCUUCUUAUCUUCGGCGGUGUGUUCGAGUAUCCGAAGCCACACACAACCAGAUCGCCCUCUCUCUCUCUCUCUCUCUCUCUGCAACUUCGCGGUGGAUAGAACCUACUAGAUUCACCAGGCAAAGGUGAGGCUUGUUAUCCAUGAAUCUGUGUAGCUAUUUUGUUGUCUAUUCAGUCCUUCUGGUGUCUGGUGCAUCAACACAAAAGCAUUGGAUGUAAUUACAUGAGUGACAAUGGCCAUCUGUGCUGUCAACUUAGCGGUGGAUGCAGAGUUGGAUUUAUGCUGCAUGUUGAAGGUUCUGUAAUUCAAUACGAUAAGACAGAAGACUGGAAAUGAGGUAUUUGAUCAGUUAGCACCAGUUUGUUUAUUCGAGCGUCAUCUAUACCUCUGUCCAUAGGGUUCAGACCCAAACAGAGAAAAUCAAUUUAAUUACUGUGUACAGAUAGAGUUACUGCAAUUGAGUAUAGCCUCACCAUUUGAGUAUGGCUGAUGCUGCACAACUGCAUAUUCCUCCAGAAUCUGUGAGCAGUCAAACUGCAAAAUGCCAAGAAGAAUGUACAUCAAGACAGGCACAUGCAAUUGGUUCUGAAAGUGGUUAUAGUGAACCAACCAAGAAAAAUAUCGGCUGUGAUGUUCUUCAAAAUGAGUUACAGGAAAAAAUCUGCAACGCAUCUAAUAGUGCUGAUGAUCAAGUUCAGUCAUUUAGAGAUGUGACAGAGAAAUAUCGCCUUGAGCAAUCAGGAAUGCCUCCUGAAGAAGUGAGGAACAGUAGUCAAGGUGGCGUAAACCUUCUUAUACAAUCAGCACAUGGACAUGAUAUCGGCUCCAUACAGAUUCAAAAUAAAGAAACAACAACAUCAUUAUCUAGUUGUACUACCGAUAACCACUUGCAACCAUUUUCUGACAAUGUGAUCAAGACUUCUCUUGCUGAAGAUCUGGGUGUGAAUCGUCAGACAGGAAAAACUACAUGUUCUGAACAGAUCUCACUGGAACAGAGAAAUGAUUAUGGUUUUGGAUCAUCAUCUAGUGAAACAAGAGGAAAACAGCAGCAUAUUGGCGCUGAUAUUGUUCAAAAUGAUCUCUUACAAUCUAUAAUUCAAGAAUUCAGCUGUGGCAAUAAACAAUUACAGUCGAUUAGCAAAACUGUGAACAUGACAUACCCUAAUGAGCAAGCUGGAGUGCCUCGGGAAGAUGUGAGCAUGACAUUGGAGCCGACUAUUAAUUUUGGUUCUGGAAUUUCAUGUAGUGAAGUAGCAGAAGACAAGCAGCAUUUUGGUUCCGAUGUUCAACAUAAUGAAGCCUUACAAAGCCAAUAUUGGACCAGUACAUCUGGAAUGGAGGUACCCAGCUGUGAAGAUAUUGAACCAGUGCAGUUGUUUUGUGAAAAUUUGAACACUUGUUCUCCUAAGGAACAGACAAGACUGUCUUGUGAAGCUGUGAAACAUACUGCAGAGCAGAUAAAUGGUGUAAAUUCUGGAACUUCAUAUAAUGAACCAGCACGAGAAAACCACAAUUCAGGCUCUGAUUUUGUGCAUGAUCAACCAUUACAAACUAUCAUUCCGGUAAUCAGCUGUGGUGGGAAUGAACAGUUGCAGGUGGUAAAUGAGAAUGUAAGUCUGAAUUCUCUAAGUGAACAAGCAGGACUACCUCAUGAAGCUGUGAUAGAGACUUGUCUGACUGAAAAGAGUUCAUGCUCUCUCCGAACUGCAUUGGUUCAGAUCAACGAAUCUGGUUCGAGAAGUGUACAUUGUGAACCUCAGGAACAAAGAGAUCAGCCUGGCUCUUUACCUUCCCAAAAUGAUCAAGUUAAAACUAGCACCGCUGUAUCCAGCUCCAAUGUUUCUGAACACUUGGAUCCUUAUGUUGAAAAGGUGAUGAAUUCUGCUUGUAAGGACCAUACUGAUGAACUAAUCAAACCUUACACGGAAAAUGCAGCCCAAAAUUCCAGUCUUGAGCCAUCAGAAACAGCUUCUGAGAGUGCAACAAAAAAUUCUAGCGAGUUCGGUUGCAAGGAUAAGCGAAAAUCAAGUUCAAGACGAAAAUCAAGAUCUUUGGUAAGCAGUGACAGAGUUCUGCGGUCAAGGAUGGGCGAGAAACCUGAGGCUCCUGAAUUAAAUAAUAAUGUUGCAACUCUUGAUUCAAGCAAUAAUGUUGCUAAUGCAAGCAAUGAGAAAGAAAGAAAAAGGAAGAGGAGAAAGAAGAAACACAGGGAAAGAAUUGCAGCUGAUGAAUUUUCAAGGAUCAGGUCGCAUCUUAGAUAUUUCCUGAACCGGAUAAACUAUGAGAAAUCUCUUAUUGAUGCUUAUUCUGGUGAAGGUUGGAAAGGAAACAGCCUAGAGAAAGUAAGGCCAGAGAAGGAGCUUCAACGAGCUACCUCUGAAAUACUCAGACGGAAAUCGAAAAUAAGAGAUCUUUUUCAACGUCUUGAUUCAUUAUGUGCUGAAGGAAUGUUACCAAAAUCUUUAUUUGAUGAAGAAGGAGAGAUUGAAAGUGAAGAUAUUUUCUGCGCGAAAUGUGGUUCUAAGGACAUAUAUGCUGAGAAUGACAUCAUACUCUGUGAUGGGGCUUGUGACCGUGGAUUCCACCAGCACUGUCUUGAACCGCCUCUAUUAAGUGAAGCAAUUCCACCUGAUGAUGAGGGUUGGUUAUGCCCUGGAUGUGACUGCAAAGUUGAUUGCAUUGAUUUGCUCAAUGAAUCACAAGGAACAGAUCUAUCUAUUACUGACAGCUGGGAGAAGGUAUUUCCUGAAGCAGCUCUUGCAGCAUUAUCAGGACAGCAUCAGGAAAACAACCAGGGACUUCCUUCAGAUGAUUCAGAUGAUAAUGAUUAUGAUCCUGAUGGUCCAGAAACGGAUGAGGAAGUUCAGGGAGCAGAAUCCAGUUCCGAUGAAUCUGAAUAUGCAUCGGCUUCUGAUGGACUUGAGACCCCAAAAACUAAUGAUGAGCAGUACUUGGGCUUUCCUUCUGAUGAUUCAGAGGACGAUGAUUUCAACCCUAAUGCUCCAGAUCCCACGGAGGAUGUUAAGCAGGACAGUUCAAGCUCUGAUUUUACAUCUGACUCAGAGGAUCUCGCAGCUGUACUAGAUGAGGAUACUAAGUCUUUCGAAAAUGGUGGAGGGCCCCAGUCAUCUGUGUUGAAAGCAAAUACGCGUCUUAGAGGCUCUGAUGGAAAAAGUUCAAAACGUGGGCAGAAGAGACAUUCUACAAAAGAUGAGCUAUCAUCUUUAUUAAAGUCUGAUCAUGGUCAAGAUGAUUCAGCACCUGUUUCUGGGAAAAGGCACGUAGAGAGGCUGGACUACAAAAAAUUGCAUGAUGAGGAAUAUGGAAAUAUUCCUACCAGUGAUGAUGAAGAUUAUAAUGAAACUUCUGCACCAAGGAAAAGGAAGAAAGGCACUGGACGAGUCUCUCCAAAGUCACUGGAAGGAAAACCCUCGACCAUUAGGAAUGGAGUAACCACCAAAGAUAUAAAAGAUGAUCCAGACAAGAAUGAGCAUACCCCUAGAAGAACUCCUCGACGAAGAUCAAGUGCUACAGGUAACUGUACACCAAAUGAAUUGCUUAAAAGCUCUCCUAAGUCUGGUUCUACCAGUGGGCAGGCUAGAGCAUCAACAUAUAGAAGACUCGGGGAAGCUGUAACUCAGCGACUCUAUACAUCCUUUAAGGAGAAUCAAUACCCAGACCGAAGUAUGAAGGAAAGACUAGCCCAAGAACUAGGAGUCAUGGCUAAGCAGGUUAGCAAAUGGUUUGAAAAUGCUCGCCAUUGUGUGAAAGCAGGCUUGGCUGUGCCUCAAGCUAUGAGAAACCGACCUGACCAAGCAGAAAAUAGUACUAGAGAUGCUGAUGACAAUGGAGCUCAAAAGAAUGAAUCACCAGGGACAGAUGAUGCUGUAGCAGGUAGCUGCAGCCAGGAUGUGAAGGAUAAUACAUUGGUGACUCCGAAAGGCAGUCGAGGGAAGACUUGUGCCCCCAAGGGUAGAAAGAGAAAAUCCAUGCCGGAGCCUGGGGGAGCGGAUCUUGAUGAACAAUUUAAGACACCACCAGAAACUAGUGGUAAAGGUGGUCGAGUUACUAGACGUCGAAAAUCUGUUGCUUAAUUCAAAUUUUGAUGAUUAGGAGAGUAGCUUUAACCAUUUACCGCUUACAAAUUGAGCCUCGGGUGUCAAGAAAUCUGCCCCCAUCUUAGUAUUGAUCCUGAGACCCAUCUUGUUAGACUGUGUAGCGUAGCUGAUUGUUGUUUCGGGUAAGUCGGCUUUAAACUAAACUAUACCCCCUCCCCCAAUGCUUUAUGGCUCCCUUGUAGAACUAGCUCAUCAGCAAUUCCAAUUUUCCUAGUACAUUGCUCUUGCA